CACUGCCUAAGACGUUGGCGAAGGGUACGAAGGUCCCGGCGCCGCCGAAGAAGGCGCCGCCUGUGGAGGCCCCAGUGCCUUCAGAAGAGGUGUUUUCUAAGGAGGCCAAGCAGAUGCUGGAGAAGGAGGUAGCUGACUUGAGGGAGCAAUUGGCGGCGAGGGAGGAGCUGAAGAAGGCAUAUGAAACUCUACAAAAGGAGAACGAGAGCUUGCAGGCAAAGCUUGACGCAGCAGGAGCCCCAACGAAACCAGCGGGGCCUCCUUCCGCAGGGCCCCGAUGUGGUGACUGUGCAAGUAUGGCCAAAGAACGAGACGAAUUGGCCAAGAAGGUGAAGGCGCUGGAGCAAGAGCUUUCCGUCCUUCGGGAGUCACAGAAAACGCCCUCCGUAAGCAAGGCGCCUCCAGAUAGGAAGUUCAUACAGGGCUCCAAGGCACUGGCUAUUGUCAAAGCAAGCCCUGAACAUUCAGAUACGCCAGUGGCGAAAGGCCUUGCAGAAGGGGCUCCAACACGUCCUGGGGAAGAAGCAGCUGCGGAGGCCCGUGCCAAGCUCGAGAAUCUUGAGCGGGAGGUCGUUAUGCUGAGGCAGCAGCUCGCGGAUGGGCAGAAGAUAAAAGAUGAUUAUGCAGUUCUUGUGGAAGAGGCUAGCAAGCUUCGAAGUGAAAAUGAGGCAUUCAAGAUGCAGGGAGCGGGGCCUCCAGCUACACCAGGGAACGUCUCCGAGGGUGCCAACAGCAAAGAGAGGACAUUGACUGCUGCGGAAGCGGCUGCAUUAGUAAAAGAGCGGAAUACUUUGCAGGAAAGAGUGCGUGCCCUCGAAGAAGAACUGGCGGCCCUUCGCGCUUUGACAAGGAGCCCUGACAAGGCCUCACCAGCUCCCAAGGGCGCCGCAUCUCCCACGCCUACCCCACAGAUUUUACAGCCACCGAGCAAAAAGCCGCCUGCAACGGCUGCGAAGCUAGGAAAAGCUGUGAGUAGGCCAAGCACGCCUGACCACCACGAGACGUCUGCUGGAGAUGAUGGGGCACGAGCCUCGUGCGAGCCUGCAGAACCUCCCAUCGCAGGGGCAAAGCCUAAGCUGUUGCCACCGAAGGCGGCGAAAGCCGUGGCUAAAGCACCUCCGGGGACAGCUGCUCCCGCCGCUGAGGCUGACGCUGGGGCUCCGUCGCUAGUGAUGGUAGGGCCUCCAGUGAGCAAGACACAGCCCGGUCCACUGCAAGCCAAAGGAGCAAAGGCGACUUGUGCCGCAGCAACUCCUGCAGAGAGCGCAACAACAACGACCGCAGCACAAGCUGAGGUUAAGGAUACCGCGGCGGCGGCAGUGGAGAGUGUGAAGUCGCCAGCGACGUUGCCCCUGAAGACUGCAUCCCCAAAGGGCCCGCCAGUGGCCACUUCCGUAGAACAGUCUGCCUCCGUUGCUCUGGCAAAGGCUUCUAAGAGGCCAGAAGCUCCCCUGGGGAAGAAGGAACCUGGCACAGUGCUGGAUCAGGACCGCAAGACGCAUUCUGGUGACUCCGGUGUUUCAGGUGGAGAUGCAGGGACGCCUCCACCUGCUGCUGCAGCUGCUUCCGAGAAUGCUGCAGCUAAAAGCACUGCUGCUUCUGUGGAUGCGGCGAAGAGUGUAGGGAUGACACUGCCUAAGACGUUGGCGAAGGGUACGAAGGUCCCGGCGCCGCC
Messenger RNA from Eimeria acervulina, 1675 nucleotides. RefSeq lists its product as hypothetical. The annotation marks the transcript as partial. NCBI's taxonomy places the organism in Eukaryota, Apicomplexa, Conoidasida, Eucoccidiorida, Eimeriidae. The transcript has a single exon. The record is from RefSeq and is a predicted model, not a curated record.